Lycium barbarum (goji berry) is the source of this 1859-nucleotide messenger RNA. RefSeq lists its product as uncharacterized. NCBI's taxonomy places the organism in Eukaryota, Viridiplantae, Streptophyta, Magnoliopsida, Solanales, Solanaceae. The record is from RefSeq and is a predicted model, not a curated record. Gene Ontology annotation, molecular function: zinc ion binding; nucleic acid binding. The transcript is spliced from 3 exons. Bases 93 to 1469 code for a protein of 458 amino acids.
UGCCUCCGAAAAAGGCGACGGCCGCCCAGAAGAAAAAGGGCGUAGUAGGAGAGACUAGCCGGGCUCAGAAGGGUACUCGGACCCUUGCUCAGAUGAUGCGUGAUAUUACGUCCCGGCCAGCCGACUCUGCUACGUCUUCAUCGUCAGAGGAGUCUGGAGCAGCUUCACCAUUAGCUCCAGGGGCUUCAGCUCCCGCGCCUCCAGCUCCUCAGCCAGGGGCGGAGGACAGGACACUGAGAGAGGCUGUGCAGUUAUUGACCACUCUGGUAGCGGGACAGGCUCGCAGACGCGGGCGGAGAGAUGAUGAUGAUGACGAUAGGCGUGACAGCCUGAGGGUUCGAGAGUUUCUAUUAUGUGGCCCUCCAGAGUUUUACGGGUCUAAGCCCGACGAGGACCCCCAUGACUUUAUUCGGGGGAUGCGGCGCUCACUAGAUUUGGUCAGGGCUUCAGAGACUGAGUCUGUUGAGUUGGCUUCGCAUAGACUACGGGAUAUUGCUGCUCACUGGUAUGAGUCCUGGGAGCUAUCCAGGGGUGAGGGUGCUACCCCAGCUACUUGGGACGAGUUCGUGACUGCUUUCACUCACCACUUUUUGCCCCCAGAGUUACGGCGGGCGCGGGUUGACCGAUUUUUGCAUCUGCAGCAGAGGGGUCGGAGUGUUCGUGAGUAUAAUAUGGAGUUUGAUUCUCUGGCCCGGUACGCACCUACCAUAGUAGCAGAUAUGGCCGAUCGGAUGCACAGAUACGUGAUGGGGUUAGACCGCUACUUGAUUGAUGGCUGUAUGGCGGUGGCAUUGCAGACAGACAUGGAUAUUGCCCGACUACAGGCUUAUGCUCUGGGUAUGGAGGACCGACAUAGAGCUGAUUAUUCCAGCAGAGAUCGGGACAGGAGGCCGCCCAAGAGGGCCAGGUCCGCUGGGUAUUCUGGGGAGCCUCAAGGCGGGCAGCCUCAACAGUAUGUUAGACAGUCUUCUCAGCCAGCGCAGAGUGCGCCCCCGCAGUCUACCGGAGAGGGAUUUGAUAGUGCCAGAUACUCAGGAGCAAGCCAGAGCUUCAGGGCUCCAGGUUCACAGGUGAGCCGAGGUUCCAGCCAGGCGAGGCCACCUAUGCCUCGGUGUUCGUAUUGUGGGAGAUCUCAUCCAGGAAAGUGCUACCGAGCUACGGGAGCCUGUUUUUCUUGCGGCCGUCAGGGCCAUAUGAUGCGUGAUUGUCCAAUGGCAAGUGGUUCUGGUAGUACAGUUCAGCCGACAGGAUCAGCCGCGGGUUCAUCUUCUACUCCCUCAGCCAUGCGCCCUGCGGGACGAGGUAUGCCGGUACAGGCGGGUCGCGGUCGAGGCCGUGGCGGUGCUUCAGGUUCUAGCGGUCCCUCGAACCGCAUAUAUGCGUUGGCCAGCCGACAGGACCAGGAGGCGCCACCAGGUGUGGUUACAGACCUUGGGGAGCCCGAGGCGUGGAUUGGAAAUUUACUUUAGAUUGGCUAUUUUGGAAGGGCGUACGAGGUACAGACGCACAGCCUGGUGAUCCACCUGUUUAGGACACCCUUUCUGCUAUUCGGAGUGCUCCUCUCUUUCCGGAGCUUAUACUUUUGGUAUAUAUAUUUAUUAGUGCAUUUGUAUAUAUUCGUUCAUGGGUACGGCGGGGCCCUGUCCCGUCAUAUGAUUCUGUCGGUCUGUUUAGAGGUCUGUGGACAUGUUUGUGGGUUGGGGUCUUUCUGUAUGGAUGUAUGUACAUGUCGUUUGGGCGAUCCCAUACGCCGAGGCGGCCGGUCCGCAUAUGUUGUUUGGGCGAUCCUAUACGCCGAGGCGGCCGGUCCGUAUAUGUUUAUAUAUUGCUUGGUUAGCCCUGUGUGGCUUUUGUUGGUA